This is a messenger RNA of Racocetra fulgida, 787 nucleotides long. Lineage: Eukaryota; Fungi; Glomeromycota; Glomeromycetes; Diversisporales; Gigasporaceae. The record is from the annotation of a GenBank genome assembly.
AAGAAAGGAAUACAACGUGGUCUUCAGAUAGCACGUCGAGGAUUCCAAUUAUAUUCCGAUAUGGAAUUUGAUUCAGUGGAACGAGAGCGGAAGAGGUUGAAGGCAGAUGAACAUAACUAUGAAAAACCUCAAAGUCAAUCGAUUGAUGACUCCGAAAUGUUACCCGUAAAAGCUGAUUUGGUAUCGGCAUCUUCGAAGCCUCUCAAAAUAUUGUCAACAGGAUCGUUUGCAGAUUUGAGACAGGAAGGAGGCUAUUAUUUAGACAAAACUCACUUCAUAACUAAAAUCGAAUAUCUUAAUGCACGUGCUAUUCUCUCUCUGCGCCCUCGUCCAUCUUCAUUCCUUGUUCUUAAAUUCAAUUUUUCUGGACUUCGUACCAAUUCAACAUUUGAAGUUUUCAAAGAGGACUUCCAUAAAAGUUUGAACGUAGACAUGACAAAGUUUAUGUGCAGAUAUCGACAAGAGUUGAAGGAUUAUUAUCAAGUUUUGGAUAAAAAAGAAAGCGCUUUGGUGAAUUUUAAGGAGUUACUGAAUGCGGUAGAAUUGAGCGAGCACAAGCUCUAUGUUUUUAUUGAUGAAUAUGACGCUGGAAUGACCAAAGCUCUUAACAACGAAUACACUUUACAACUUCUUAUUGCUCAUCAUAAAAAUUCUCCAAGCAGAACUGAAGUAAUAGAGAGUUCGUUCAAACAAUUUUACAGUCGAUUGAAAUCUGCUUGUAAUGAUGGCCUUGUUUAUGUUUUCCAAACUGGUGUAACUCCUAUUGUUAUGGCCGAAUUCACUUCAG